Molecule: messenger RNA, 7142 nt
Organism: Pseudophryne corroboree (corroboree frog)
Lineage: Eukaryota; Metazoa; Chordata; Amphibia; Anura; Myobatrachidae
Product: zinc finger protein 850-like
Exons: 8
Coding region: 58-5178 (1706 amino acids)
Source: RefSeq, a predicted model, not a curated record
UGUAUUUUAUUUCCAGCAGAUGGACACACAAGCAGGAAUAUCUCAGAAGGACAUCUAAUGUUAUCCCCGGAUUGUGACAUAAAAGAUAAUGACAGUAGACAGGAUUCUCCAGGAGAUAACCCCAUUACCCCAAUUAUACAUCCAGCUCUAUCAGCUGAUCCCUCUGAUCCUGGGAAAUGUUCUCCUGAUCACUCUGAUAUUGGUGCAUCUGUUACAGCUCUGACAGUAGAUACAGUGUUUCCGUGUUCUAUAGAUGCCAAAUGUUUUACACAGAACACAAAGCCUGUUAACCCACAGACAGGUAAGGUAGGUGAAAGGCCACUGAUAUGUUCUGAGUGUGGGAAAUGUUUUACGCACAAAUCACAUUUUGUUAUACAUCAGAGAAAUCACACAGGUGAGAAGCCAUUUUCUUGCUCUGAGUGUGGGAAAUGUUUUGCACGGAAAUCAGAUCUUGUUACACAUCAGAGAAGUCACACAGGUGAGAAGCCAUUUUCUUGCUCUGAGUGUGGGAUAUGUUUUGCACGACAAUCACUUCUUGUUAUACAUCACAUAAGUCACACAGGUGAGAAGCCAUUUUCUUGCUCUGAGUGUGGGAUAUGUUUUACCCGGAAAUCCCAACUUGUUACACAUCAGCGAAGUCACACAGGUGAGAAGACAUUUCCAUGUUCUGAGUGUGGGAAAUGUUUUGCACAGAAAUCAGAUCUUCUUAGACAUCAGAGAAGUCACACAGGUGAGAAGCCAUUUCCAUGUUCUAAGUGUGGGAAAUGUUUUGCACGGCAAUCAAUUCUUGUUAUACAUCACAGAAGUCACACAGGUGAGAAGCCAUUUUCUUGCUCUGAGUGUGGGAAAUGUUUUGCACACAAAUCGUAUCUUGUUAUACAUCAGAGAAGUCACACAGGUGAGAAGCCAUUUUCUUGCUCUGAGUGUGGGAAAUGUUUUGCACGGAAAUCACAUCUUGUUAUACAUCAGAGAAGUCACACAGGUGAGAAGCCAUUUCCAUGUUCUGAGUGUGGGAAAUGUUUUGCACACAAAUCAGAUCUUCUUAGACAUCAGAGAAAUCACACAGGUGUGAAUCCAUUUUCAUGUUCUAAGUGUGGGAAAUGUUUUGCCCGGAAAUCACAACUUGUUACACAUCAGCGAAGUCACACAGGUGAGAAGACAUUUUCUUGCUCUGAGUGUGGGAAAUGUUCUACGCACAAAUCACAUUUUGUUAGCAGUAGUGGGGGAGACAGGACGAUGGCAGUAGUGGGGGAGAGUCAGGCAGAAUUGCAUAAUAUGUACUUUCAGUCAUUGUUGCACAUUACUGAUUAUGCUUUUCCAUCUGAGGACCUGAUUCAGAGACGGCUGCUAAUGUUACAGCCGCAGGGCCUUUCUGCUAUGUUGCAUUCUGACGGUUCUAUGCCAGACCUCACUGCGCAAGAGGAGGGUGAGGAUGGCGAAUUAGACCAGCAGUCAGAUAGUGAAGAUUUUGACAGCCCAAGCAUUGAUAAUCUCAUCAGGGUGAGCAUCCACUACGGACUACGAGAAAUAGAAUUAUCGGUAAGUAAAUUCUUAUUAUCUAUGGUAAUAGUACAGGGACAUGACUGUGGAGGUGAGGGGAUAUUUACAGUGAUAUUUAUGUCUCCCCCAUUUCACAGAGGUGUGAAGAAGACAUCUGGUGAGCGUGAGACACCCAGCAGCCAUGCUCAUGUGUCAGGAGGACUGAGCAGGUCCCAGAGCACCAUCAUGGUGCCUCCACCUCAGUCACUGAUACAUGAGAGACACAGUGACCAGAAGAUCCAGGAACUCACUAACAAGAUCAUUCAGGUGCUGACUGGAGAGGAGGGGAAGUAUAUUGAGGAACACAGGGGUCUGUACAAGGACGUGAUGAUGGAGAAUCACCGGCCCCUCACAUCACUGGAUGGGCCCAGUAACAGAGAUACCCCAGAGAGAUGUCCCCGUCCUCUGUAUUCCCAGGAUUGUACAGAGGAGAAUCACAGGACCCCACAGGAGGAACAGGUAGAACGUCUGUCUGAUAUUAAAACAGAAGACAUAGAAGAAGAAGAAGUGACUGAUAUAAAGGUAGAAGAUAUAGAGGGAGAUGAAGAGACGUAUGUGACUGAUAUAAAGGCAGAAGAUACAGAGGGAAAAGAAGAGACGUAUGUGACUGAUAUGAAGGCAGAAGAUAUAGAGGGAAAAGAAGAGACGUAUGUGACUGUUAUUAAGGCAGAAGAUAUAGAGGGAGAAGAAGAGACGUAUGUGACUGUUAUAAAGGCAGAAGAUAUAGAGGAAGAAGACAAGACGUAUGUGAAGGGUGAUCAGCAGUGUAAGGAGGAGGAAAUCCCUACAGAUAUCAGCACAGCAGAUGGACACACAAGCAGGAAUAUCUCAGAAGGACAUCUAAUGUUAUCCCUGGAUUCUGAAAUAACCGAUAACGACAGUAGACCGGAUUCUCCAGGAGAUAACCCCAUUACCCCAAUGAUACAUCCAGCUCUAUCAGCUGGUCCUUCUGAUCCUGGGAAGUGUUCUCCUGAUCACUCUGAUAUUGGUGCAUCUGUUACAGCUCUGACAGUAGAUACAGUGUUUCCCUGUUCUAUAGAUGCCAAAUGUUUUACACAGAACACAAAGCCUAUUAACCCACACACAGGUAAGGCAGGUGGAAGGCCACUGAUAUGUUCAGAGUGUGGGAAAUGUUUUACAUACAAAUCACAUCUUGUUAUACAUCAGAGAAGUCACACAGGUGAGAGGCCACUGACAUGUUCUGAGUGUGGGAAAUGUUUUGCACGGAAAUCACAUCUUGUUAUGCAUCAGAGAAGUCACACAGGUGAGAAGCCGUUUCCAUGUUCUGAGUGUGGGAAAUGUUUUACACGCAAAUCAGAUCUUGUUAAACAUCAGCAAAGUCACACAGGUGAGAAGCCGUUUCCAUGUUCUGAGUGUGGGAAAUGUUUUGCACACAAACUAUAUCUUGUUAGACAUCAGAGGAGACACACAGGUGUGAAGCCAUUUUCUUGCUCUGAGUGUGGGAAAUGUUUUACACAGAAAUCACAACUUGUUACACAUCAGCAAAUUCACACAGGUGAGAAUCUGUUUUCUUGCUCUGAGUGUACGAAAUAUUUUACACGGAAAUCAGAUCUUAUUACACAUCAGCGAAGUCACACUGGUGAGCAGCCAUUUCCAUGUUCUGAGUGUGGGAAAUGUUUUGCAGACAAAUCAAAUCUUACUAAACAUGAAAGAAGUCACACAGGUGAGAAGACAUUUUCAUGCUCCGAGUGUGGGAAAUGUUUUACAUGGAAAUCACAACUUGUUACACAUCAGCAAAGUCACACAGGUGAGAAGCCAUUUCCAUGUUCUGAGUGUGGGAAAUGUUUUGCACACAAACCAGAUCUUGUUAGACAUCAGAGAAAUCACACAGGUGAGAAGCAAUUUUCUUGCUCUGAGUGUGGGAAAUGUUGUUUAAGUAAAUCACAUCUUGUUACACAUCAGAGAAGUCACACAGGUGUGAAGCCAUUUUCUUGCUCUGAGUGUGGGAAAUGUUUUACACAGAAAUCACAACUUUUUACACAUCAGCGAAGUCACACAGGUGUGAAGCCAUUUUCUUGCUGUGAGUGUGGGAAAUGUUUUACACGGAAAUCAAAUCUGGUUAGACAUAACAGAAGUCACACAGGUGAGAAGCCAUUUUCUUGCUCUGAGUGUGGGAAAUGUUUUACACAGAAAUCACAUCUUGUUAUACAUCAGAGGAGUCACACAGGUGAGAAUCUGUUUUCUUGCUCUGAGUGUACGAAAUGUUUUACACGGAAAUCAGAUCUUAUUACACAUCAGCGAAGUCACACUGGUGAGAAGCCAUUUCCAUGUUCUGAGUGUGGGAAAUGUUUUGCAGACAAAUCAAAUCUUACUAAACAUGAAAGAAGUCACACAGGUGAGAAGACAUUUUCAUGCUCCGAGUGUGGGAAAUGUUUUACACGGAAAUCACAUCUUGUUUCCCAUCAGCAAAGUCACACAGGUGAGAAGCCAUUUCCAUGUUCUGAGUGUGGGAAAUGUUUUGCACACAAACCAGAUCUUGUUAGACAUCAGCAAUGUCACACAGGUGAGAAGCAAUUUUCUUGCUCUGAGUGUGGGAAAUGUUGUUUAAGUAAAUCAGAUCUUGUUAGACAUCAGAGAAGUCACACAGGUGAGAAGACAUUUUCAUGCUCCGAGUGUGGGAAAUGUUUUACACGGAAAUCACAUCUUGUUUCCCAUCAGCAAAGUCACACAGGUGAGAAGCCAUUUCCAUGUUCUGAGUGUGGGAAAUGUUUUGCACACAAACCAGAUCUUGUUAGACAUCAGCAAUGUCACACAGGUGAGAAGCAAUUUUCUUGCUCUGAGUGUGGGAAAUGUUGUUUAAGUAAAUCAGAUCUUGUUAGACAUCAGAGAAGUCACACAGGUGAGAAGCCAUUUUCUUGCUCUGAGUGUGGGAAAUGUUUUGCAUGGAAAUCAGAUCUUGUUAAACAUCAGAGAGGUCACACAGGUGAGAGGCCAUUUCCAUGUUCUGAGUGUGGGAAAUGUUUUGCACGGAAAUCAGUUCUUGUUAUACAUCAGAGAAGUCACACAGGUGAGAAGCCAUUUCCAUGUUUUGAGUGUGGGAAAUGUUUUGCACGGAAAUCAGUUCUUGUUAUACAUCAGAGAAGUCACACAAGUGAGAAGCCAUUUCCAUGUUCUGAGUGCGGGAAAUGUUUUGCACACAAAUCAGAUCUGGUUAGACAUAACAGAAGUCACACAGGUGUGAAUACAUUUUCUUGCUCUGAGUGCGGGAAAUGUUUUGCACACAAAUCAGAUCUGGUUAGACAUAACAGAAGUCACACAGGUGAGAAGCCAUUUUCUUGCUCUGAGUGUGGGAAAUGUUUUGCAUGGAAAUCAGAUCUUGUUAAACAUCAGAGAAGUCACACAGGUGAGAAUCAAUUUUCUUGCUCUGAGUGUGGGAAAUGUUGUUUAAGUAAAUCAGAUCUUGUUAGACAUCAGAGAAGUCAUACAGGUGAGAGGCCAUUUCCAUGUUCUGAGUGUGGGAAAUGUUUUGCACGGAAAUCAGUUCUUGUUAUACAUCAGAGAAGUCACAAAGGUGAGAAGCCAUUUCCAUGUUUUGAGUGUGGGAAAUGUUUUGCAGACAAAUCAGAUCUGGUUAGACAUAACAAGUCACACAGGUGUGAAGCCAUUUUCUUGCUCUGAGUGCAGGAAAUGUUUUACACAGAAAUCACAUCUUGUUACACAUCAGCAAAGUCACACAGGCAUUUCCAUACUCUGAGAAAUAAGCUUUUGUUGCACACAAUAGACCACGCAGGUGAGAAACAAUUUUGAUCUUCUUGAGUAUACUUAUCAUUGCCAUGUAAUGUUCCUCAAGAUUCUGUCCUAUCUCUUAUGCUUUUUGCAAUAUACAUGCAACAGGUCCUUCUGAUAGAAGCUCACCAACAAAGGGCAGGGCUACAGCUCAGCUUUGCAAACCAAACAGACUUAAGCUUGGGGGUUCAGAGUAACAAAAUGCUGAUCAUGUGCGGAAUCUUGGGGGUAAAUUUACUAAGAUGUGAGUUCUAUUUAAGAUGGGAUGUUGCCAAUAGCAACCAAUCAGAUUUCAGGUAUUAUCUUCUAUAAGGUGCUAGAUAAAUGAGAAGUAGAAUCUGAUUGGUUGCCAUGGGCAACAUCCCAUCUUAAAUAGAACUCCCAUCUUAGUAAAUUUCCCCCUUGGUGUCCUGGAUGGUGGAGUGAUACUUGGGGGGUAUUCAACUGUUUGAAAAGUCAGGUGUUUGUUUUUUCCUAUCUACUAGACCGGAAAAAACACCCCCAACCAACUUUUCAAACAGUUGACUUCCACGCUUAGACAUCAAAUAUCAGCCACAAUCAGAUCCUCAUCUGAGGAACAUAGCCAGACUCCAGCACUUAUUUCCCUCAGAAGAUCUACCUACAGUCAUACAUGUAUUUUUUAUCUUCACACAUAGACUACUGCAAUGUCCUCUACCUGGGUCUCCCAGCAAAAGAAUUGCACCGCUUGUAGCUUGUACAGAAUGCAGCAGCCAGGCUGUUACCUAACCAGCCCGUUCCUGCCACAUAACACCCAUUCUCUGCUCCCUUCACCGGCUGCCUGUAAGAUGGUGACUCUAUUACAUAAUCUUACUGACUCUCCCAGCCCUACAUGACCAGGGUCCAAGGUACCAGAAGCAGCGCCCUGUUCGGUUCCAUCUGCAGAUGAAGGACUGUAACUAGCAGUAUCAAUUCCCCAAGCAGUGCUGAGAUGUCGGGUAGGCGGCACCUUUGCAUUAGUGGGGGCUGCUGGAGCAGUGUCUACAUAGGUAAUAUUGUCUCCAAGCAGCGCUGAGGUGUCAGGGGAGACAGGGCGGAUGGCUGCAGUGCGGUACCAGGGGCUGCUGGAGGCAGUGUCUAUGUGGGUAAUCAUGUCCCAAAAAAGAGCUAAGGUGUCGGAGACAGCGGGUGGCAGUAGUGGAAGGAGACAGGGUGGUGGCAGUAGAGGGGUAGACAGGGCAAGUGACCGUAGUGGGGGGAUACAGGGCGGUGGCAGUAGUGUGAGAAGAUGGGGUAGUGGGAGGAGACAGGGCAGGUGGUAGUAGUGGGGGAGACGGCGAGUGGUAGUAGUGGGGGGGAGACAGGGCGGAUGGCCGCAGUGCAGUACCAGGGGCUGCUGGAGGCAGUAAAGAGGUGUAUGGGUCUCGCACAGAAUCAGUUGAUAAUUAGACUUAAUGAUGAUUAUGCUUCCUUAUUUCUAAUUAAUCCCUUGUAUGUGUUACUGUUAUUUGCUGUGUCAGCCUUUAUGUGUGUUCUGUGUAAUAAUCCUGAAAGUAGUGCUGCUACCGAUCUCAUAUCAUUUGUAGUAACUUGGAAAAGAUGAGAUAUGAGGUGCACUCUGGAAGCUUAUAGGGGGUUAAUCAGAGAUGAACGCAGAUGUGACAUCAUGCAGCCCCUGAAAAAUGGUCCUAGCCUACCCGCGUUAACCCCUCAGGGAUGUGACCGCAAUGUGUGCAUGUAUAUAUUACCACCACCAGCAAACUGUUGCGAGACGCUAUUGCGGCUGGUUCUGAAUGACCCCCAUAGGCUGUUGUGCAGAGUAAAGUAUUUUUUAAGUUUAAAAUAUAGAGAAAAAUCUGUGUAUUAAAAAUAUGAAAUAAAGUUGUUUAAAAACAAAA